Messenger RNA from Elaeis guineensis (African oil palm), 3543 nucleotides. RefSeq names its product respiratory burst oxidase homolog protein C. Gene Ontology annotation, cellular component: plasma membrane. Lineage: Eukaryota; Viridiplantae; Streptophyta; Magnoliopsida; Arecales; Arecaceae. Gene Ontology annotation, molecular function: peroxidase activity; NAD(P)H oxidase H2O2-forming activity; calcium ion binding. The record is from RefSeq and is a predicted model, not a curated record.
ACCACCCGAAAACCUCACCAAAACGACACACACGAAGGGUAACAUUUGAGCCCUGAUCUCUUUAAUUCCAUCCACGCCCCCAUUCCCAAGUGUCCUUCAUUCUUUAUUCUUUUCGUUCUCCCCAAAGGAAAAAAAAUAAAAAUAAAAAGCCGUUUCAGCAAUUGUAGCUGGAAGUUCUUGAGGUACUAGCUCGCAGCUACUAGCGAGCUGAGAAUUGGAAGUUGUUUUGGUCAAUUCUCGGCCUAAUUUGGGAGAGUGGUUGUUGCCGGCGAUCUGAGUUCAGGAAUGCAGAAGAUGGGGACGGACGACGGGAAGGGCGGCGACCACCCGUCGGACAUCAUCGAGACCGAGAGCAUCGGCAGCGAUCGGGUCGCCCACAGCGGGCCGCUGAGCAAGCGCGGCAGCCGGAAGAGCGCCCGCUUCAACCUCCCGGAAUCCGCCGCCGGCGAUGACGAGCAGUACGUGGAGAUCACGCUGGAUGUCCGCGACGACUCCGUGGCGGUGCACAGCGUGAAGCCGGCGGCGGGCGGGGAGGUGGAGGACCCGGAGGUGACGCUGCUGGCCCGGACGCUGGAGAAGCAGUCCGGCUCCAUCGGGUCGGCGGUGUUACGGAGCGCGUCGUCCCGGAUCCGGCAGGUGUCGCAGGAGCUCAAGCGGCUGGCCUCGUUCAACAAGAGGCCCGGGCCGGGCCCGAUCGACCGGUCCAAGUCGGCCGCCGCGCACGCGCUCAAGGGUCUCAAGUUCAUCAGCAAGACCGACGGCGCCGCCGGCUGGCCCACCGUCGAGAAGCGCUUCGACGAACUCGCCGUCGACGGUGCCCUCCCCCGCUCCCUCUUCGGCCAGUGCAUAGGCAUGAAGGAGUCCAAGGAGUUCGCGGGAGAGCUGUUCGACGCGCUGGCGAGGAGGAGAAAUAUAAUCGGCGACUCGAUCACCAAAGCGGAGCUGAGGGAGUUCUGGGACCAGAUAUCGGACCAGAGCUUCGACUCCAGGCUCCAGACCUUCUUCGACAUGGUGGACAAGAAUGCGGAUGGACGGAUUGGGGAAGAAGAGGUCAAAGAGAUCAUCUCUCUUAGCGCCUCAGCAAACAAACUCUCCAAGAUCCAAGAACAGGCGGAGGAGUACGCCCGCCUCAUUAUGGAAGAAUUGGACCCCAAUAAUCUUGGCUACAUCGAGAUAUACAAUUUGGAGAUGCUUCUGUUGCAAGUCCCGAACAAAUCGAUCCGGAUCGGGACGACCAACAGCAGGAACCUGAGCCAGAUGCUGAGCCAGAAACUGAAACCGACUGAGGAGCCAAACCUACUCCGGCGGUGGUACCAGUGGAGCAGGUACUUCCUGGAGGACAACUGGAAGCGGGUGUGGGUGAUCGCGCUGUGGCUCGCCAUCUGCGCCGGCCUCUUCACCUGGAAGUUCAUCCAGUACCGGCAGCGGGCGGUGUAUCAUGUCAUGGGCUACUGUGUCUGCGUCGCCAAGGGCGGUGCCGAGACCCUCAAGUUCAACAUGGCUCUCAUCCUCCUCCCUGUCUGCCGUAACACCAUCACCUGGCUCCGCAACAAGACCAAACUCGGUGCCGCCCUCCCAUUCGACGACAACCUCAACUUCCAUAAGGUGAUUGCGGUGGGCAUCGCCGUCGGCGUGGGAUUGCACGCAAUCUCGCACUUGACCUGCGACUUCCCUCGGCUCCUGCAUGCGAGCGACGCGGCUUACGUUCCGAUGAAGCCAUUCUUCGGGGACACGAGGCCGAACAACUACUGGUGGUUCGUCAAGGGAACGGAGGGGUGGACCGGGAUCACCAUGGUGGUGUUGAUGACCAUCGCCUUCACUCUGGCCACCCCGUGGUUCCGCCGCGGCCGGGUCAGGCUUCCCAAGCCCCUGAACCGGCUCACCGGCUUCAAUGCCUUUUGGUACUCCCAUCACCUCUUCGUCAUCGUCUACGUCCUCCUAAUUAUCCACGGCACCUUCCUCUACCUCACCCAUCAAUGGUACAAGAAAAGCACUUGGAUGUACUUGGCGAUCCCGAUGAUCAUAUACGGGGCUGAGCGGCUGAUCAGAGCGUUCAGAUCGAGCGUGAGACCCGUGAAGAUACUGAAGGUAGCGGUGUACCCCGGGAACGUGCUGGCUCUCCACGUGUCGAAGCCUCAGGGCUUCAAGUACCGGAGCGGCCAGUACACAUUCGUCAACUGCGCUGCCGUGUCUCCUUUCCAAUGGCACCCGUUCUCGAUCACUUCAGCUCCGCAAGAUCAUUACCUCAGCGUCCACAUUCGGACGCUCGGCGAUUGGACCCGACAGCUCAAAACGGUUUUCUCCCAGGUGUGCCAGCGACCUGCCGAUGGGAAAAGCGGGCUUCUGAGAGCCGACUGCGAUGGCGACGCUAACAGCUCCAUUCCGAGCAUGCCCCGGGUGCUGAUAGAUGGACCCUAUGGAGCGCCGGCCCAGGACUACAAGAAGUACGACGUAGUUCUGCUGGUGGGGCUGGGCAUCGGCGCCACCCCCUUCAUCAGCAUUCUCAAGGAUAUUGUGAACAACAUGAAGCAGCUGGAAUUGGAAGGCCUGCUCGACUCCGAGGGCGAUCGCGAUCUAGAAAACGCCGUCGUCGGCGAGGGCAGCAGCACCAAGGGAGCUGGAGGCAGCAGUCACAGGCCCAGCGGAACGACGUUCAAUACCAGAAGGGCCUACUUCUACUGGGUGACGAGAGAGCAGGGGUCUUUUGAGUGGUUCCGUGGGGUGAUGAACGAGGUGGCGGAGACGGACAAGAAGGGGGUGAUAGAACUUCACACCUACUGCACGAGCGUAUACGAAGAAGGGGACGCCCGGUCGGCCCUUAUCACGAUGCUGCAGUCCCUGAACCACGCCAAGCACGGGGUGGACGUGGUUUCCGGAACACGCGUCAAGUCCCACUUCGCCCGUCCCAACUGGCGCAACGUCUACAAGCGCAUCGCCCUCAACCACCGCGACCAGCGCAUUGGAGUGUUCUAUUGCGGAGCGCCGACGCUGACGAAGCAGCUGCGCCAACUGGCGCUGGAUUUCUCCCGGAAGACCACCACCAAGUUCGACUUCCACAAGGAGAACUUCUAGACCAGAGCCUCCACCAUCUCAUUAGCAAGAUAUAUAGCAUACCAUAUACAAGCGUCCUACAAUAGUAGCAGCAGGCAUGGAUACCCAACCACCGUGGAAUCCAAUUAGCUGGCCAUGGAAAUCACUCCCCCUCUUUUGUACAGUUCCUCCAUCUGUUAGAUUUUUUUGAGAAAAAUAGGUUGCUUUGAAGAACCAAAGCUGGCAUCCAAGUUCUACCGGGGCGGCUUUGACAGAAAUGGCACCGAACACGUUUUCUGGCGUGGAGGUGCUUGAAGGGACCGGUAUUUGGUCAGCAUACGAGGCUUUGUAUUCAAUGGGAGUGGUUGAGCGCGUUGUUGAGAUUGCAAAACUUCCAGAAGGUCCACCAGAGUAACUUGGAAUAUAUAUCGUCUCUGUGUUGAUAGUUGUACCCGGCUGCAGGAAGGCUCAGCGCUGCUCCAUUAAUAAGAUACUAAAAACGUUUAUCAUAAA